Caenorhabditis angaria is the source of this 2889-nucleotide messenger RNA. NCBI's taxonomy places the organism in Eukaryota, Metazoa, Nematoda, Chromadorea, Rhabditida, Rhabditidae. The record is from the annotation of a GenBank genome assembly.
AUGUUGUCGGCUCGCGAUCAGAAUAACGAUUUUGGCAACGAAGAAGAAUCGCAAAAUAUGCCGAUUUUGAAGAAGCCCAGAUUUAAUGUGAGUUUUUUUUUAAUUAAAAAUUGCUAAGCUCAUUGUUAUGCUCAAAAAUUAAAUUAAAAAUUUUAAGAGAUGAAUAUUUUCGACAAAAAACCUUAAAAUGCCUCUAACAGUGUGUAAACACCGUGAAGCACAAAUGCAAAAAUUUGAGUACUGUAGUGAAACUUUGAGUUUUCUUUUGAAAAAAUGGAAACUAGGUCACCUUCAUUUUUUUUCUGUGUACCGUGCCGCAUUUCAAAAAAUCUAAUUUCAGAGCAUGUCAUCUGAAUCAACAAAUGUAACAUUUCAACAACAUACAAUAAGUCGAGAAGAACGUGCGGCUGCAAUUGGAAAACAUCAAGGAUUCCGAGGUUGCACAAUCUGGUUCACCGGAUUAUCCGGCGCCGGAAAAACUACGAUCUCAUUUGCAUUGGAGCGAACAUUAAACGAGUUCGGAAUUCCAUGUUAUGGUUUAGACGGAGAUAAUGUUAGACAUGGAUUAUGUAAGAAUUUGGGAUUUUCGAAAGAAGAUCGCAAGGAAAAUAUUCGACGAGUCGCGGAAGUCGCGAAACUUUUUGCCGAUUCUGGAAUGAUUUGUUUGGCUUCGUUUAUUUCGCCAUUUCAAGAAGAUCGAUUGGAAGCGAGGAAGAUUCAUGAAAGUGUAAGGAAAUUUGUACAUCAACAGAAUUUUCAUAUUUAUUUUUUAUAGGAAAAUGUGAAAUUCAUCGAGGUUCAUGUUAGCACAACUCUGGAAGUUUGCGAGAAACGAGAUCCUAAACGUUAGUUUUCCUUUUUAUUCAUGAGAAUCAUUUUGUUUUUCUUUACAAAAUGAGACCUCUUAAGCCACGUCCAUUUUUCCUUCCUUUAUUUUGGACUUUUAAACUAGGCAGGCAUGAACCCGUCACCCUUAGAUUUCCAGCAACCACUUUUCAGAGCUCUACAAAAAAGCGCGAGCUGGACAAAUCCGUGGGUUUACUGGAAUCGAUAGUGCCUACGAAGCUCCGCAAAACGCUGAAAUUAUUCUCGACGCUGGAAAUGAAAAAGUCGACGAAUGUCUGGAACUAGUGCUGCAAUAUCUUGCUCAACAAAAAAUUGUGCCACGUAGCAUUUUGCAAGAAGAAGAAGAAAAAGAAAAAGAAGUUGUUCGCGAAUUGUUUGUUGACGAAGAACAUCGAGCUGAAAUUUUGGUGGAAGCUGAAAAAUUGGAAAAAGUUGAGAUGACCAAAGUGGAUUUGCAAUGGUUGCAAGUUUUGGCUGAAGGAUGGGCGACACCAUUGACAGGAUUUAUGAGAGAACGACAGUAUUUGCAGAGUUUGCAUUUUGGACAAUUGUUGGAUUUGAAGAAAAAAGUGGCGUUUGUUGGAGAGAAAAUUGAGGAGGAAGAGGAUGGAAAAGUGGGAGAAUGGAAAAUUGAAGAAGAGGUGAGAGGAGUUUAGGGCUUCAGAAUCCACGUGGUUUUUUUUAAAGAGUGUUUGAUGGUCCGAAGAUCAUUAAAAAAAAAUCCAAUUUCUUGGUCCAUUUUUAGUCGAAAAUCACGGUUACUGUAGAUCAAAAUUUGGCUCUGAAAAAAAUAUAUGUUUUUUUCAUCCAAUUUUGAAACGUGAACUGCUCUGCACGUUUAAAUUUUCCAAUAUUUCCAUUUCCAUUUUUUAUUUUUCAGAUAAAUCAAUCGAUUCCAAUUGUUCUUCCAAUUUCUCUUGACACGAAAAACCAUCUGAAUUCCACGUCAUCCACUUCAAUCACUCUCACCUAUCAAAAUGAAAUUUAUGCGAUUUUAUCGGAAAUUGAAAUCUUCGAGCAUCGAAAAGAAGAGCGAAUUUGUCGACAAUUUGGAACAAAUGAUAUCAAACACCCAACAAUUGCUCAGAUUAUGGAAAGUGGCGAUUAUUUGAUUGGCGGAGAUUUGAAAGUUUUGAAGAAAAUUGAAUGGAAUGAUGGAUUGGAUAAAUAUCGAAAGACGCCGAAAGAAUUGAGGAAGAUUUUUGAGGAGAAAAAUGCGGAUGCUAUUUUUGCGUUUCAAUUGAGAAAUCCAAUUCAUAAUGGACAUGCAUUAUUGAUGAAAGAUACUAGGGAAAAAUUGUUGAAGGUGAGUGAUUUGGGGAUAAAAGGAGAACAUUUUCUUAUCAUAAUUCUGGAAAAAUUUGAAUUUUGAGAUGUUUUUCCAAGAUUUUAUUUUUACGAAAAUUCCAAAGAUUCUAAAAAUUAAUUUUGAAAAAAAUGUUUGGAUAUUUUUCAAAAGUCACCCGAAAAGCCCUAAAAAAUUAUAUUUUCUAGGAUCAUCGCAAUCCAAUUCUCCUUUUACACCCAUUGGGUGGUUGGACAAAAGACGACGAUGUUCCUUUAAAUAUUCGAAUCAAACAACACGAAGCUGUUAUGAACGAAAAUAUUCUCGACAAAUCCUGGACUGUUUUAUCAAUCUUUCCAUCACCAAUGUUAUAUGCUGGUCCAACCGAGGUUCAAUGGCAUGCUCGUUCUCGAAUUGCUGCCGGAAUUCAACAAUAUAUUGUUGGCAGAGAUCCAGCUGGAAUUGCAAAACCAUCAAAUACAUCGGAGAAUUUGUAUGAAGCAUCGCAUGGCGCAAAAGUCUUAUCAAUGGCGCCUGGUUUACAAUCACUCAAAAUAUUACCAUUCCGUGUAGCUGCUUAUGAUAAAACGGCUAAUCAAAUGACGUUUUUCGAUCCAAGUCGAAAAGAUGAUUUUGAAAAUAUUAGUGGAACGAAAAUGAGAGGAUUGGCGAGAAAUGGUGAACAACCACCAAGUGGAUUUAUGGCACCAACUGCAUGGAAUGUAUUAGCUGAAUAUUAUAAAUCAAUCGCAAAAUAG